AUGGCCAUUACUACGUUACCUGCUGGAGGAGAUGCCAGUGUUGCAUCGGUCCACCAGUCUUCGAAAACGAAAAUCAUCUUUAUAACAUUAUUGUUCUUAUUGUCUUUAGCUUCGUUUGUUUGUCAAACCGAAUUCACCUCCCAGGCUUAUCAAAUGGGGUUUAGCGAACCUAUUCUCUUAUUACUUUUAACACAUGGGUUAUGGUGGCUAUUAUGGCCAAUACAAGCUUUUGCAGUUUCCACCUGGAGAACCAGUGGUAAGAUUAAACAGAUCCGAAAUAAACGUAAACAAUUGGAACAACUGUAUCAACAGCUGGAAUCAAAUGAUAAUAAUGGAGGUUAUCAAAGAUUAAAUUCGAAUUCUCAGUUAUUAGAACAUCAACCAUUGUCUGCCAUUCCUAUCAAAGAUGUCGAUUAUCUCAGUUAUUUCAAAAAAUGUAUUGUUAAACAAAUUCAUAACGUUUAUCAUUCUUCAAUCUUGGUUUAUGAAGCAAAUGUUAAUGAUGAUAAAACUACUGAAAAUGUUAACCGAUUAUUAGAUAAGAAUCCCCAUCUUUCUAGUUCGAGUUCUAUCACUCAGUGUUUGAUUGACUUGAAUCAUUCUCCGGCUUUUAAAUACAUUUUUUGGAAAAGUUUAAUUAUAACAAUCGUGGUAACCGUUGCUGGUAUAACUUGGUACGCUGCAAUGUCAAUGACUUAUGCUUCUGAUGUUACUGCUAUUUAUAAUUGCUCAGCUUUCACCGCUUAUGCUUUUGCUAUUCCAAUAUUAAAUGAAAAGUUCUCUUGGUUAAAGGCAAGUUCAGUGGUUAUUGCAGUUUCUGGGGUGUUUAUUGUUGCUUAUUCAGAUACUGAUUCUCCUACUGAAACCAAAGCUACAAAUGGUGAUGAAUUAUAUCCUUACAGAUUCUGGGGGAACUGUCUUAUCUUUGUUGGUGCUAUUUUAUACGGUUAUUACGAAGUUUUAUAUAAAAGAUAUCUUUGUAUUCCACCUCAUUUAUCCAAAAUUAUUACCCCUCGUCGUCAAUCAACUUUUGCUAAUUUUAUUAUGAUGUGGAUUGGUAUCUUCACUUUCAUUAUUUUAACUACCGGUUGUAUUCUUGCUCAAAUUUUCCACAUUCACAAUUUCAAUAUAUUCAAUUAUGGUGAAAAAACUAAGACCAUUUAUCUUUAUAUUUGUGGCUCAAUGGUUAAUAACUUACUUUUCAGUGGCUCGUUCCUUUCUUUGAUGGCUUUAACUUCCCCUGUAUUAUCAUCGGUUAGUUCUUUAUUAACAAUCUUUUUGAUUGGUAUAGUUGAAUGGUUAUUAUUUGGUAACAAAUUAAGUUUCCAACAGUUAAUCGGUGAUGUCUUCGUUAUUAUCGGAUUCUCAAUCUUGACUGCUGCCUCUUGGAAGGAAAUUAGUGAAGGGAAUGAAGAUGAUGAUGUCGAAACUGCUAGUACUUUAUCUUUUGCUAUCAGUACCGACGGUAAUUAA
Hyphopichia burtonii NRRL Y-1933 is the source of this 1473-nucleotide messenger RNA. RefSeq names its product mannosylinositol phosphorylceramide synthase regulatory subunit. The coding region runs from base 1 to 1473 and encodes 490 amino acids. Lineage: Eukaryota; Fungi; Ascomycota; Pichiomycetes; Serinales; Debaryomycetaceae. The transcript has a single exon. The record is from RefSeq and is a predicted model, not a curated record.